This is a messenger RNA of Camellia sinensis, 804 nucleotides long. NCBI's taxonomy places the organism in Eukaryota, Viridiplantae, Streptophyta, Magnoliopsida, Ericales, Theaceae. The record is from RefSeq and is a predicted model, not a curated record.
AUGAUUCCUUCCAAACAAACCCUACCAGCUGAUCACUCAAACUGGCCUGAAAGGAUGUUGCUUAGGGAGGGCGAUGGUACCGUACAAAGGUUUUUGUUCAAAUCCGAGGCAAUAUCCACCCUCAAAGCUAAAGCAACUAGUGAACGGGUGCCUAACCCAACUCGUGUCGAAGCAAUAUCAGGAUUCAUUUGGAAACAUGCUAUGGCUGCAUCAAAAGCAGUCUGGGGUAUGCAACAGCCAUCCAUGUUGAGUCAUCAAAUGGACUUGAGACGGAAAAUAUUUGAGCCAUCAUUGUCAAAGUAUUCUAUUGGGAAUUUUACAUGGAAAGUAGUUGCACACUACUAUCCAUUUGCUGAAAAAGUAGAAGAAGAAGAAGAAAAGAUCACGUCAUUGGAUGGCUUGGUGGGUUUACUAAGAGCGGCAAUAGAGAAAACAAGAGAUGACAUUCUGCCAAAGCUACUGCAAGGAGAUGAUGGGGGGUAUGACGUAUUUAGUAAGUUUGUCCAAGACUUAAGAGAAACUUGUCAGAGUAAUAAAAAUUUAAAUCCAUACACGUUUAGCAGUUGGUGCAAAAUUGGUUUCAAUGAAGUUGAUUUUGGGUGGGGAAAACCUACGUGGAUUAGUCCUGCUGGGACCGGAAGAGUUAAUUCAAUUUAUAAGAAUACUGUUGUUUUGAUUGAAGCUGGAUUGGAUGAUAGAAUUGAAGCCUGGUUGACCUUGGAUGAGCGCGAAAUGGCUGUACUGGAACAUGAUGAAGAGUUCCUUGAGUUUGCUUAUGUGAACCCAGCUGUAAUUUUGCCCUAG